Neoarius graeffei (lesser salmon catfish) is the source of this 2982-nucleotide messenger RNA. RefSeq names its product cytochrome c oxidase subunit 7A-related protein, mitochondrial (gene cox7a2l). Bases 52 to 399 code for a protein of 115 amino acids. Gene Ontology annotation, biological process: mitochondrial respirasome assembly; mitochondrial electron transport, cytochrome c to oxygen; regulation of oxidative phosphorylation. The record is from RefSeq and is a predicted model, not a curated record. NCBI's taxonomy places the organism in Eukaryota, Metazoa, Chordata, Actinopteri, Siluriformes, Ariidae. The transcript is spliced from 3 exons.
AAGCCGGUCGGUCACGUGCGGUGUACUGAGGUCGCUCACUUAGCGGGUAAAAUGUAUUAUAAAUUUAGCGGUUUAACUCAGAGACUAACGGGAUCUGUGUCAUCUUCGGCCUACAGUCCACAGGGUUUAAGGUCAAGUGCACCCUCUGAAACCUCUCCAUUGAUCUUUGCUACCCCAACCAAAGUGAUUUCUGAAUCUGGAGUGUCUCCAGAAUACAUGGGUGCCAACAGGGUUCCAGAUCUCCAGAGGAUAUUUCAGGCAUCAGAUGGGGUCCCGGUGCACCUUAAACGCGGUGUUCCUGACCGGCUCCUGUACAGAACCACCAUGGCUUUAACUGUCGGAGGUGCUCUGUACUGUUUGGUGGCUCUUUACAUAGCUGCACAGCCUAAGAAUAAGUAAAGGCACAUUGGUAUUCAUGAACUUUAAAAGAGACUGUAAUGUUUUCUGGGAUAUAUUUAACAUCAUGGGACAAAUGGCAGUUAUGUGUGAAGAUUAUAGGGAGGACUCUGAACAACCUCUGACCUCAUUUACAGUGAACAAUUCUGUUGUACUGAUCAUAGCUCUGGUUAAUACAAAGGGACAAACGGUCUGCUUCUCUAGCAGCAAUAAGUGUGUGUUGGUGAAUAAUGGGAAAUUUGUAGUGUAUAUAUUUAAGUUAUUCCACGAAAUUGAGUCGUACAUGAGCUGACAGCUGGCGAGGCACGUAGCGCCGAGUUGGCUAUAAGCCAUGUACGACGAGAUUGAGUGGAAUAACUGGUUGUUGUUGUUUUUUUUUCUAUCCAAAUUGAUUGGAUUUUGAGAAACGGAGCAUUUUUAUUUUUUGCAAAUUCGAUAAAUAAAAACUUUAUCCAAAAUGUCCGACAAAAUCAUUUCCGCUUAGAAUGUAAACAAACCGGCGAAAUGACGAGCAAUUUGUGAAAAAUGCAAUAAUAAUAAUAGUAAGAAUAAUUCUUGAAAAAUAAAAAGAUACAUUCUUACCAUCAAAUACUUUCAUUCCAUAUUUUGUUGCCUCUUUAUUUUGGGGGGUUUUGUUUUCAAGUCGUUUUUAUUUCGUCCUCGGUUGGUUCAGCAACAUGCUCCGCCAUUUUGUUUUUCUCUACUCAUGAUAUAGGAGUUGAUAGUCUAAUAGUAGAGUAGCCAAUCAGAGCACGCAAUUGCUCAUAUCCAGUGAAUGUGGAUAGAAUAAUUACAAUUAUUUUUUUCGCGGUGCGGUUUCCAUCAAAUCCUGCGCUCUGAUUGGCUGGUGAGCAGGUCUGUAUCCUACGAUAUGGACCCUGGUUAUGGACCUCUGGUGACUCGCUCGCUCACAACAACAACAAACGUAAUAUAAUUUUUUUUGUCAACAUUUAUGUUUUUUAAUUUUUUUAUAAGAUUUAUUUAUAAGAUUAUCAAAAAUCUUAUAAAUUUUUGCCAGCAUUUCUCAGGAGAAUAGCAUUAAUUUUACAGCAUGGAUAGCGAUAACGACAGUGUUCACAGCAAAAGUGAGUUUUGCUACCCUGAGGAAGAAGAAAUGAAACAUUUCAGGAGAAAGCUAAAAACCUCUAACUUGCUAACGCCAAGCAAAAACAUGGCUGAAUCCUGAAUGACUCAAUUUUGUUUAAAUAGGGGACUACAUAGGUGGCAAGAUGUAGUUUUUUAUUUAUUUAUUUAUUUUUCCUGCCAUGGAAGUGCACUUGUAUACCGAGGAGGAAGCAAUUUGCAUUACAGCCGUGAAUGAGGAUUCAAAAUUGCGGCUCGGCUCGGUUUUCCCUUUCGGGCGCUCUCGUUUUCUGUUAGAAUUUGGUAAAGAAAAAAAUAAAUAUAUUAUUUACCAGCUUAAGGUUGGUCCGUAUGGUGAAAUACCGUGACCUCGGCCUUGAAUACUGACUUUGACCUAGAGGGCCUCGCUCAGUACUUUCAAGACCUCAGUCACGGUAUUUCACGAUACGGACCUCCCAGCUGGUAAAUAACACACAUAUAUUUAGACAGUGAAAGGAUAGAGCAGGCUGUACACUACCGUUCAAAAGUUUGGGGUCAUCCAGACAAUUUUGUGUUUUCCAUGAAAAGUCACACUUUUAUUUACCACCAUAAGUUGUAAAAUGAAUAGAAAAUAUAGUCAAGACAUUUUUCUGGCCAUUUUGAGCAUUUAAUCGACCCCACAAAUGUGAUGCUCCAGAAACUCAAUCUGCUCAAAGGAAGGUCAGUUUUAUAGCUUCUCUAAAGAGCUAAACUGUUUUCAGCUGUGCUAACAUGAUUGUACAAGGGUUUUCUAAUCAUCCAUUAGCCUUCUGAGGCAAUGAGCAAACACAUUGUACCAUUAGAACACUGGAGUGAGAGUUGCUGGAAAUGGGCCUCUAUACACCUAUGGAGAUAUUGCACCAAAAACCAGACAUUUGCAGCUAGAAUAGUCAUUUACCACAUUAGCAAUGUAUAGAGUGGAUUUCUGAUUAGUUUAAAGUGAUCAUUGAAAAGAACAGUGCUUUUCUUUCAAAAAUAAGGAAAUUUCAAAGUGACCCCAAACUUUUGAACGGUAGUGUAUAUAGGGUAGGUUAGGCUGUAAAAGUUUCUCUACAUUCAAACUCCAUUCACACACAGUGGUCACGUAAAGCCCAGACUACAUUUAAGCUCGGGCUACAUGGAGGUGUCAGUGAUCGAAUCUGUUUUGAGAAUGAGAUUGCAGAAACAUCUGCCAAGUGAAAAAGGGGAGGAAACUGUUUCUCACAGCUUUGUCGAUUGCUGCUGAAUUAUAAUGCACCUGGUCUCACCUCUAUGAAUCAGUUCAAUAGAACAAUGUUAUUGCAGCGAGUGCAAGAGAUGUGAGUCAGGGAUAGCAGAGCACCUUCUAGUGAACAGAAAUACCAUUCGCGUUCGAGUAAGUUACCUUUCAAUAUGAAUGUCCUUGUGAAUUGAAAUAUUGCAAAUAAUGUGAAUUGCAUGAUAUGAUAGAUGAAUGUGUGUGUAUUUCUUUCCUUAUUCAUAUAAACUUUAUGAUGGAUAACUGAA